Messenger RNA from Acromyrmex echinatior (Panamanian leafcutter ant), 1214 nucleotides. RefSeq lists its product as uncharacterized. NCBI's taxonomy places the organism in Eukaryota, Metazoa, Arthropoda, Insecta, Hymenoptera, Formicidae. The record is from RefSeq and is a predicted model, not a curated record.
AGGAGGAGGGUGGAGGAGGAGGAGGAGAAGAAGAAGAAGCAAGAGGCCGAGUGGUGCCAUUGGUGAUAGUAAAGAGAGAUAGUUGUCAAGAGAAUUGUAGGACCGGUCAAGAUUCAAAGUCUGCUUGCACGCUAACAGCACCGUGAGAGAUAUUAUGCGACGGCUCGGUAUGAAGAACAAGCAUAGAAAAUCUGAACUGGCGAGCGAUAGCGAGCCGGAAGAAAAUGUCGACGCACGCGCGGCCAGUGACGACAACGACAACGACGACGAGACGCAGGCCGGUAAGACUAAGAACAACAGCGCGCAAAAGUCCGCCACGAAGAGACGCUCGUCGCGCGGUGCAUCGGUGCAGAAGCCGGCGGCGAGCUCGAACGACGAUGUAAACUCUGAUAAUGACUCUGCGACGAUAGAACCGAAAGAGCGGGAAAACGGCGAGAAGAAACAGUCACCGAAUAAGCGUAGAAAGAAGGAAGACCAGCGAGCGUCUACCUCGGCCCGCGACAAGUUCGACGCCGAGAACGAAUAUGAGGUUGAAAGGCUCAUCAAUGUUCGUACCAUUAAAGGCCGUCGACAAUUCUUGGUGAGAUGGGUAGGUUACGGGGAAAAUGACGACACUUGGGAAAAUGAAAAGGAUUUGAAUUGUUCUCAGUUGAUAGAAGAUUUUUUAGCCGAGGAAAAAGAUAAAGAGAAAGAAAAAGAAUUUAAAUUAUCAAAACCGGUCAAGACAGAGAAAUCUAAAAGAUCUUCCAGAAGUAUUCCCAAGAAACAAAUCCAAGAAACAGAAGAAAUUGAUGAAGAAAAUAGUGGAGAAGAAAAAGAGAUCUCAAAGGAAUUUGAGGUCGAAAGAAUAAUAGAGGUACGUUUUAAGAAAAAUGGCACAAAAGAAUUUUUAAUCAGAUGGAAAGGAUUCAGUGUGUCUGAUGACACGUGGGAACCGGAGAGAAAUCUAAAUUGUCCAGAACUCAUUGCAAAGUUUAUGGAAAAGUUAGAAAAAGCGAAGACCUCCGAAAUGCGGGAACUCAGAACAAAUCGGGUACAUACUAAACGGUACACAUUAUCUACACAACCCCGUGGAAGGAGAUUAUCGAAACGUAAUAAAGACAAACAAAGGGCAACUUAUCAUGAAUGUGAUGAAUGAAGAAUAUCGAAACCCCAAUCUUUAUUUUAUUCAAACAAAAUUUAUAUACAUAUAUAUAUAUACACACACCCCCCCC